AUGUUCAAGUUGCAGAGGCAAAACAACAACAAGCCAACCAAAUCAAGAGAGAGGAUUGAUUUCAAAUUCUCCAAUUUCCAAGCCCUUAAGGUACCAAAAGGAUGGGACAGGCUUUUUGUCUCUUUAAUUUCUGUAGAAACGGGGAAAACAGUCGGUAAAUUAGGCAAAGCACUUGUGCAAAAUGGCACUUGCCAAUGGACGGAGACUCUCUUGGAAUCUAUAUGGCUUUCACGCAGUGAUUCUUUGAGAGAAUAUGAAGAAUGCCUUUUCAAGCUUGCUGUAUCCACGGGCUCAGCUAGAUCUGGCAACCUUGGAGAGGCAACUAUCAAUAUGGCACGUUAUACAAGUUCAAAGGUAUCUGCAGCAGUCUCACAACCUCUAAAGAAUUGCAAUCAUGGGACAGUUUUGCAGUUCAAAAUUCAUUGCCUAACUCCAAGACCUAAGACCAGGGAUGAUGAAUCAAGAUACUCCAAUACGAGUGAGAAAGAUAUGGGCAGUAAGUCAAACGAAUCAGAUAAAUCAAGUGAUAGUAUUUUUGGACAUCAAGACAUUGGCACUUCCUCAUAUCCCAUGAAAUUAGAGAGGAAGGAAACAAGUCACUCGGCAUCUGGGUCAAAUCAUAGGUUUGACUCCGCUGAAGGUUCUAUAGCAAAGGAAAAUUCGUUCUCAAGGAGCGAGAAACAUAGUUCCCAGGGAAGACAAGUUGGAAGCAGCCUGGAGAGUAGUCCAUCACCUGAUAAUUAUUUUCUUGAUGAUCGUUCUCCAUCAAACCAGUCAUCUUUCAAUUCAAGGCUACAUAUAAGGGAAGAUUUACACAAUGUAACAGAAGCUUCCAGGUCAUCAUUUACUGAUGCUAAUACAUCAAAAGAUCUUCUUGUAGCUGCAGAAGACUCUAUUGAGGAACUACGUGCAGAAGCUAAAAUGUGGGAAAGAAAUGCCCGGAAGCUAAUGCUUGAUUUGGAUCUGUCAAGAAAGGAAUUCACGGAUCAGUCAAAAAAGCAGGCAGAAUUAGAAAUUAAGCUCUCGUCAUCAUAUGCAGAAUGUGAUAGCCUAAGAAGAGACAGAGAAGAAUUGAAACUACGGCUUGAGGAAUCCACAAUGAAACAGGCUACACAAGCACAUUCGACGACUAAACCUGAAAGCCUUAUUAAGAUUCAAAAGGAACUGGAGAAUGAGAUAAAAUAUCAGCAAGAAUCAAAUGCUAAUUUAGCUCAACAACUGAAAAGAAGUCAAGAAUCAAAUAUCGAGCUUGUUUCUCUUCUUCAAGAACUUGAGGAGACCAUAGAACAGCAGAAAGUCGAAAUAGAGAACCUUUCAUCUCUAAAAUUUGACUUUAAGGAGAUAGAAAGUUCCAUUGCAAGAAAUUCCCAGGAUAAUAAGAAUUUGCUGCUCCAGUUGCAACAACUUCAGGAAUCAGAGAAGACAUUGCAAGUCAAUGAGCAAUUGCUCGAGAAAGCAUUAAGAGACAAAACUGAUGAGAUGGAGAAUGAACGGAAUUCAAAUUCCCAUGAUCUAUUGCAUGUUGAAAAAGAGUACAAAUAUAUAUUAUCAGUUAAGGAAGAAGAAAUUGCCAGAUUAGAAGAAAAAUUAUCAAAUUUUAUUCCAAGAGGACACUGGGAGGAUGUGGAUCACAGCAAUGAAAAUUAUAAGAAUCUCAGUGGAGAAAUUGAAGCCUUGAAAGAAAAAGUUCAGGAACUGGAGAAGGAUUGUGCUGAACUCACUGAUGAAAAUCUCGACCUCGUAAUGAAGCUUAAGGAAUCAGAUAAAAAUAACAUCAGAAACUGUGGAUCCUAUAGUGAUGAGUCUGAGGUGAUUGAUCCUAAAUGUCAAAUUUCUCAACUGGAAGAUGAGCUUGAGAAGAAAGUGUCCGAGGAGGUGCAGCUUGCUGGUUUUGAAACUUCAAAACAUUUUACUGAUAUAAUGGUACAGCUUGAAAUGGUUCUUCACCAUCUGAACAAGCCAUGGUAUAACAUAUCAUCUGAUGAAAGUGAGAAGUGUGAUUAUUUUCUUCAGGAUCUUAUGAGUGCAAGAAAGGGAAACACAAUGACUACGAAAACAAGAGCCGAAUAUAUUGUUCGCUUUUUGCUCGAGUUGAAUAAGAUACUGGAACAAAGGAUCGAUAAGUAUGCGGAAAUUCUUAAACAUUGUGAAGUCGAGAUUGAACAGAGAAACACUGUUGUUGCAGAGACUGAAGAGAAGCUGGAAGACUGCAUCAUGAAACUUCAAAAACACGAGAAUUUAAAGGCGUCAGUUGAAGAGAGUUAUUCAAACUUGGUGGAGGAAUUGGCUCAGAAAAGUUCUGAGGUGGAGAAUUUAGAGGCUGAUUUGCUUUCAAAGGAAGAAAACACCAACUUUCUUUUGCAGCAACAGAGCAAAUUAGAAACUCAAGUUGCUGAUCUUCAACAGACAAAUAGCCAUCUGGAGGAAAAUUUGGAACUUGUGUUGAGGGAAAGAAAUAUCACCUCAGAGUGCUUGGAGAAUCUAAAAAAUGAUCUGAUAGUUCUCCAAAACACUGUGAGUUCCCAUGCUUCGGCUAACAAGAUGCUUGAAAGGAAAUUGGAAGAGCUGGAGUCAGAAAAACACGGAUUAGAGAAGAACUUAUUCAAGUUGGAAGAAGAAAAUUUGCAGUUACAAGAUUACAUAUUUGGUCUGGAAUCUCAAAUAAGUCACGUCAAAGAUGAGAAAGAAUCUUGUCAAUUGGAAUUGGAUAACUCAAAAUCUGUUGCAAUUAAUCUCCAAGAUGAGAUCCGAAACUUUAAAAUUGAAAUGGAUGCCUAUGUAUCUGAUCUCCAACAAAAAUGUGAAGAUCUACAAAAACACUCGUUAGAAGCUCAAGCGGAGUGCCAAAAUCUCAAAACAGAGAAUCAGAAAUUACAGGCGUCUGCUAUAACUCUUCAAGGAGAAAGCAUGAAACUUAAGAAUUCAAACUCAGAAUUGAACAGGGAAAAUUCAGAACUGCAGGAACAUUGUUCAGAAAUGGUGUCGCAAUUGAGGGAAUCAAAAAAAAGUCUGUCUGAUUGCUCCAAAAAGGUUGAAUCAUUAGAAGAUCAGCUCACUUCAAUUCUAGAAGAUUUUUCUGCGAGUGAAAAUAAAAAUCAAAAACAAAAAUUUGCUCUGGUGGAAAGUUUGAAGCAGACUUUCUUGGAGAAGAUAACUGAACUAGAGAGGCUUCAAAAAGAGGUAGAACAUCUAACCAGCGAAAUUUAUGAAGCUCAUAAGGAAAGGGAAAGAAUUUCUUUUGAAACGGAAGGUGAAAUUUCCAGUUUACUUGCUGACAAGGCCAAGCUAGAAUCUUCCCUUCAAGAAGCUCUGUUGGAAGCUGAAUUAAGUAAAAGUGAGCUUGAAGCGGUCCUGGCAGAAUCUCAGUUGAAGGUUAAAGGCUUCAAAGGCGAGCUAGCUGCUUCCCAGAGAAGCUAUGAAACACUGAUGGCUGAAAAUGAAAAGAUGUUGAAAUUGUUGGGAAGUAAUAGGAAAAGUGAAGAAAAACUCAAGACACAAAUGAAUGACCUUGAGCUGAAGCUUACCAUCUCUGACUAUGAACGCCAGCAACUUACUAAAGAACUGGCGAGUUUGAAGGUUCAGUUGGUGAAUAUACCAGAGCUUCAGGAUGAAGUCUCAGUCUUGAAAAGCAAGCUCGUAAAAUGCAAUUCUGCAAAGGGAAAACUAGAGCUGACUUUGCAGACUGUGUCCCGAGAUUAUGAAGAACUUGAGGCUGAAAAGGUUUCCUUAUUUGAAAAGGUUUCUAAAUUGCAGAAGGCUAUGUCAGAUUUUGAGGAAUGCAAAAUGGAGAAGAUAGCCUUAGAAGAAAAGCUUUUGCAAAAACAAAGUGCUUUGACUGAAAAUGAGAUCUUAUGUGCUGAGAAUGCAGACCUAAGAAAUGAAGUAAGAGAAUUAAAGAAGGCAAACAUACAGUUUCAGCAAAAGAUUUACCAACUCGAGGAGGAGAAAAAUGAAUGCUUGGGGAAAGCUCGAGCCCUUGAAGAAGAUCUAAAAUUGAUGGAGGAGGAGAUACAAACUCAGGGUGGAAAGGGCUAUACUGGUGUUGACGGUCAUGAUGAAAAUCCUAAUGCUAUCAGUAUGGAUCAUUUAGCAAAAAUACAGUGUCUUGAGAAUGAGCUUGCUGAGGCUCUGGAAACAAAUAAAAAGUACAAAAUUCAGCUUGAUAGGUUUAUGUCCAUGGGAUUUAACGACCAUGCAGUUACUUCCAAGCAAUCAACAGUUUCUGGCGAUGUAGUGACAAGACAAAGAUAUGAAAGAACAAAAUCAUCGCUCGAGACAGAGUUGAGAGACCUCCGGGAGCGUUAUCUCCACACGAGUCUCAAAUAUGCUGAAGUUGAGGCCCAGCGUGAGAAUCUUGUGAUGAAGCUGAAAGCAACCAAGGGUGGAAAGAGGUGGUUCUCAUGA
Fraxinus pennsylvanica is the source of this 4404-nucleotide messenger RNA. NCBI's taxonomy places the organism in Eukaryota, Viridiplantae, Streptophyta, Magnoliopsida, Lamiales, Oleaceae. The record is from the annotation of a GenBank genome assembly.